Cinara cedri is the source of this 1625-nucleotide messenger RNA. The record is from the annotation of a GenBank genome assembly. Lineage: Eukaryota; Metazoa; Arthropoda; Insecta; Hemiptera; Aphididae.
AACAAACUAAAAUAUUUCACAAAAUAUUAUUUCUUUUUGCACAAAAUUACUCGUUAAUAUUUAUCAUACGUGUUUUUGAUUUUUAUAAAAUAUGGAUAUAAUACCAAUCGUAGGAAAGUCGUCGACCAGUGUUGAAAGCGAUACUCCUGAACCGUUAAAGAUAACUGACGUAAAUCAUUUAAUCGGAAAAAAAAGACGAAAAUCGCCGUCACCAACGGAUUUCGAGGUUUUAAAGAAACAAAAAGGAAGUUCUCAGAAAUGCGGGGAAGAACAACCGCGUAAGCGUUUGUGAUUCUUUAUUACAAUAUUAUUUUCGCUCAUUACUGUACACAACGAUCGCAGUGUUACUAAAUACUAUUUUCAUAAGUAUGUAUACAUUAGAAAUUGCAUUUUUGUAAUUUUUGAAUUAACAAUUGCAAACAAUUUAGAGCAUCAGUCGAUAUUAAACUUGUUUGGGUUCUUAGUACCAAAUAAUUAUACGGGUGGGCAUAGCAAUAUUUUCGAAAUCGGGUUGCAAAAUUGACUAUUUAAAACUACGUCCUGCAAGUUUGUAAUGCGUUUUCUAAAAUUUGCAGGAUUAGUAGUAUCUUCUACGCGCAGUCUUACGCAUGUGUCCUACAACCCGGCAUCAUCUUCGUAUGUAUCUUUGAUAGUGCUUUAUAAGUUUCGAAUUAAAUAAUACGAUUAUUCGCACAGGUACAACCCCAAUGCGUCGCCGUCGGACGCGAGUACACGACAUUCGGACUCCGAACAGGUACUCAUAUCAAGCGAUUCGACGAGUGGUGACUCCGAUGAUGAAACAGAUGGUGUGACGUCACGUUCGUCCGGUUCGUCAUCAUCGCCGUGAGUAUCUUUGAUAUUAUGGUAACUAAUAGUGUUUAAUAUUAUUAAACAUACCUACUAUAAAAAAAAAAUUAAUAAUAUUAUUAUUCGCAGUUGGUUAAAUAUUUUUUAUAAUAACCAUCGAAUUAAAUAACACGAUUAUUCGCACAGGUACAACCCCAAUGCGUCGCCGUCGGACGCGAGUACACAACGUUCGGACUCCGAACCGAUACUCAUAUCAAGCGAUUUGACGAGUGGCGACUCCGAUGAUGAAACGGAUAGUGUGAUGUCACGUUCAUCCGGUUCGUCAUCAUCGUCGUAAGUAUCUUUGAUAGUAACUAAAAAUGUUCAAUAUUUUUAAAAAUACUGUAAACAAAAAUUAAUAAUUUAUUAUUCUCAGUGAUUCGGAAAAUGACGUCGACGACGAUGCUAAAACGAUAAGUAUUUUUUCUCAUGAACUAUCACGUGCGUUGAGUCCGGCGUCAACGUCGUAAGUAUAUUUUUAUAGUGUCAUAAUUAAUAAUGUUAGAAAAUUUAAAAAAAAAAACCCGGUGUAGACAAAUCUAGACUUCAUCAAAUGUACAAUAAUACUUAUAGUUUUGAAAAUUUAGUUAAUAUUUUGUACCAUAAUUAAGUAUGAAAUCAAAUAAUAAUUCGUUUGUUCACUUAUAGGUGUAGCCCUACCCCAUCACAAUUCUAUAAUGGCAUACACCCCACGUAUGGAUCACAACAUUUUGAUGAGCCCAUAUACAUUUCGAGUGACGAUGAUAGCGAUGAAUAGUUUUACAUAGGCUCAUUGAUGG